Messenger RNA from Adineta ricciae, 414 nucleotides. Lineage: Eukaryota; Metazoa; Rotifera; Eurotatoria; Adinetida; Adinetidae. The record is from the annotation of a GenBank genome assembly.
AUGAAGAAUAUUGUCAAUUCUGAUCGUCCAUUGUUUUCAAACGAUUAUGUUACUCUAUAUUCGGAUUAUUUUCUGAUUAAUUUAUAUUAUUUUCCAUUUGGAAAGAAGAAAAUCUUCUAUAAAAAUAUUCGUUCAUGUGAAUUUUGUUCAACAGAUGAUUUAGACAUGUUCAGUUAUAAAUUAUGGGGAAUGUCAUUAACACCGAUCUGGUGGCAUUGUGAUUGGAAGCGACUUGCAAGGAAAUUUUAUAUUUUAAUUGAUGCAAAUCAAUGGCCUUCAAUUGGAAUUACAAUGGAUGAUAAAGAUAUCGCUACGGUUUACAAUUUAAUUAAACAACAAAUGGAUUUCAGUCAUUCGAUGAUUUAUCAAGAAAAAUCAUUACCGAUCGAUUCGAAAAAUUCAAUCAAAGCAUAA